Messenger RNA from Trichobilharzia szidati, 1933 nucleotides. Lineage: Eukaryota; Metazoa; Platyhelminthes; Trematoda; Strigeidida; Schistosomatidae. The record is from the annotation of a GenBank genome assembly.
CAGGUAUCCGACCUUGAAGUGGCAAAUUGUCCAAUAUCUGCACGCGAUCUCACUAUUAUUGUGUGCUUGUAGAUCUUCUUCAGAAAAUAAAUUUUGAUUUUCCUCUAUCAGGUGGAAAUACAAUUUCUUUUCUUCAAAAUGCCACUGAGGAAAUCCCUUCUGCAUUGAAAGAAUCAAUUAAUGCACUGUUUAAAGUUAAAGCAUCUUUUAUCAUCACAUAUAAAUCCAUUUAUCAUGAAUAAUAAAAUUAUUACAGUUAAAGAUGCAAGUUUAAAUUUAAGUUCAAUUGUUCAACUAUUGAAUCAAGGCGGUGUUAUAGCUCUUCCAACAGAUACUAUCUACGGGUUAGCAUGUUCUGUGUAUAAUACUGAAGCUAUUGAAAGAAUAUGUCGUAUAAAAGGUCGUUCUGAAACAAAACCAAUGGCUAUUUGUUUAGAUCAGGUAUCAAAUAUCUCACAUUGGUGUGAUACAAAACAUAUUCCAUGCGGUUUAUUAUCUGACCUGUUACCUGGUCCUGUGACUGUCUUACUUCCACGUUAUGGUGGUGGUGGUGUUGGUAAUGUCAACAACAAAUGUCAACAAGAUCCAUUAAAUCCCCGUUUAAAUCCAACAGAGAAACGUGUCGGUGUACGUAUUCCAGAUUCUGGUUUUAUACGUAAAUUAAUAUCAGCUUUACAUGGAGAAAGGAAACAAUCGGAUUCUGUUGUCAGUGACAAUGGUCAUGAUGUUGGUCAUGGCAGUGGUGGCGUCGGCGGCGGUGGUCAUCCAUUGGUAUUAACCUCAGCCAAUUUAAGUGGACAGAAAUCAGCACUUCAAAUUGAGGAAUUCUCCGAGCUUUGGCCUUCAAUUGAUCUGAUCAUUAAUGGUGGUCCAAUACAAACAUCAUUAAAUUCUGAUUGUAAUCGAGCUGGUUCAACUAUUGUCGAUUUAUGUCAAUGUGAUCAAUUGCUGUAUUCUAUCAUACGAGAUGGAAGUGCUCUUGAUUCUACAGUCGACAUACUGGAAGGUCGUUAUCAUUUGACAAGAACAAAUUCUUGAUUCCUGAAUAUCAGCUCUUCAUCACAUGAAAACUGAUAUUUCUUUGUAAAUUUUCUUUCUAUAUAUAUUUGUGUAAAGUGUAUGAUAAUGAUGAUUUUUGUACAGUUCUUGUCGUAAAUGCUGGAAAAAAACCAAAAUGAAACAUUGUGAGUGUAUGAGGUGUUUUUUUCUUGUUUUAAUCAAAAGUCAUUGUUUUAAUGCAUACUUUUUUCCGCGGGAUUUUUGAAAAUAUAUAGGCAACACGUCAUUGUUCACUCUCCCUCGGACGAAUGAGUCUGUUUACUGCACCAAUUCAUUCACCAGUUGUAUAUUUUGGAAAUUAUAUUGGAAGGAAUCUCUCCUAUCCUCAGCUGUUCAAGGAAUAUAGGAAAGUGAACAUAAUCCUAUUUUUUCAACUAACCGUAGUUUCUCCACUGUAGAUGUUACGUCAACUGAGGUGUUGAAUAUUCUUAGGACGAUUGAGGAUAGAAGAGAUUCCUUCCUGUAUAAUUUCUAAAGUAUACAACCAGUGAAUGAACUCGCCGGACACACAGACUCACUCACACGAGGGAGAGUGAGAAAACAAAGUGUGAGCAAUUACGUGUUGCGUAUGUUUUUAAAUCCCGCGGCAAAAAUUCUGUAUUAAAACAACAAGAAAAUACCUCAUAUGCUCACAAUGUUUCAUUUUGUUUUGUUUUUUACAUUUACAAUAAGUACUGUACAGAGAUCAUCUUUAUUCCAAACUCUGUAUUUCUCCUUCUUCCUGUUGCUUUGAUACAUCACUAAGUGUCAAUUUCUUUAGUCACUUGUGCUGGUGUGACUAUCUUAAUUUUCCGAGUUUAUUUAUUGACAUAUUCACUCAGGGAUUGUUUUAUGUAUGUAUGAUUUAUGCUAAUAAAUGACGUGUGUACAGUUA